GUCGCAGGCCCACGGCUCCGCCAGGCGCGAGGGACUCGGUCUGGGAGGCGUCGACAUGCCUGCAGAGCUCGGCGGAUCUACUCGAGAUGCCCACCCUGCAGCUGUCGACCCUCGAACGAGGACGUCCAAGACGCCGCGCACUCGGCACCUCGCCUCGCACUCUUCGCCUCCUUCGCUCGCCCCUUUCGCCGCCUCGCUCAACCCGGCCGCCCCUCCUCCACCUGCCGCACCGCCGAGUCGAGUUCCCGGUCUCGGUACUCCCUCGUCGACCGCCGCGGCAGCGCCCACGUCGACGACCAUGUCGUCCUCGUCGAAGCGCCCUCUCGCCAAGCAGCUCUCGAGCGGCCUCAUCUCGUACCCGAUGGUCGCCCGCAUCGACUCGACCCCGACUUUUACGCCUGCUCCCGAGGUCCCACCCAUACCGAUCUCGCACCCAUCGUCCAAGGUCGCACCGCCUUCCGCCGCCACCUCAAAGGUCGAGGUCAAGAAGGUCGUCCGAGGUCGCCCGCCGCCGAUCAAGGUCAACGGCACCCAGUCGGGCUCGUCGUUCCUCAGCCCGUUGAAGAGCCGGUUCAGCCGAGGUGGCAAGGAGAAGGAGGCGGCCCCGGCGCAGGACGAGGACGACGAGGACGGCCGCAGCCGCAGUCGGUCGAGGAGGAGCAAGGUUGACACGCUCAUCGCCGAGAACGAGGCCGCCAUCAAGGCCGCAUUCCCUGACGUCGUCUCGGCCGCCGCGCCGGCAGCAGAACCCUCGCCCGAGGCCGACCUCGACAUCACCAUGCCGCGCAAGAACUCGGCCUGGGACUCGAGCGCGACCGACAUCCUGCUCGAGCGAGCGCGAGCAGCCGACGAGGCGGCGACGACGGGCAUCGCGCUCGGUUCGCCGUUCCACGACCUGUCGUCCUCGGCGCCGGUCCAGUCGAGCGUCCAGCCGCCUCGGCCCGCGCACCGUCGUGGCACGUCGGACGAGUCGCCCCGAAUCGUCCAGGACGCCUUUGCCCGCAUCGCCGACCUGUACGACGACCGCUCGCGCUCGUCGGCCACGUACUCGUCGCGCACCUCGACGACGGCAAACUCGCGCCGCCCGUCGGCCGUCUCGGCGGCGACGUCGUCGGCGCUCAAAGGACGUGAGCGGCCGCGCAGCGUCCAGCCGCCGAGCAAGCCGCCGCUCGGCACCGUCGCAAAGGUCGACGACGCCUUCUUCCCGCCGACGGCCGGCCCGUCGACUGCGCCCUCGGUCACGCCGUCCAUGUCUCGUCGCCCGUCGUCGGUACCUCGCGCGCCGCUCUCGACGAGCAACUCGAUCGGCAUCAGCGUGCGCGAGGGCGCGGCGCCGGCGCCUCGCGAGGUCGCGCGGGCAGCGUUCGGCGCCGACGGCCUCACGGUCAGCCUGCGCAGCUACCACCGCCCCGAGGAGCUCGAGGUCGGCUGGGUCUGCCUUCCCUGCGUCGACGACGAGGGUCGCCCGUACACGUCGUGGGAGAUCCGCCUCAAACCUCGCGCGAGCGGCGCGGCCCCGGUGGUCCCGCCGCUCCAGUCGUCAACCUCGUCGCUGCCCGAGCCGCCCCGGGCGCGCACGCCGAGCACGAGCGCCGCGACGUUCCUCAACUACCGCAUGAACGCGUCGUCGUCGACCGCACCCGCCGUCGCCGCCGACCCGUCGGGCAUGUACCCUCCCACCUCGGCUCCCUCAGCGCCGCCUUCCCGUCGCCCGUCUCAGCAUCACUCGCCGACGACGCCGACAAGCGCAGCGGCCCCGCGCAAGCUGUCGGGCCGGUCCGAGGCGUCGUCCUACGGCGGCUCGUUCUCGUCCGACUCGUCGUACAUGACGACCCUGAGCGGCGGCCGCCGGCCCAAGUUGUCCGUCUCGUCCAUCGCAACGACGAUGACCGAGGGCCUGCCGCCGUUCGACCUCGAGGCGAUCCAGCGCACGUGCUACUUCGAGGAGGGCGACGUGUUCCGGUCGGGCGGCAGCAGCGGCGGCCCGCCGCGCACGAACCGCUCGUCGUCGUACGCGCCGGGCGCCGAGGGCUUUCCUCGCGCUCGCCAGUUCUCGAUCGACGAGGAGGGCAUCAUGGGCCGCGCCGCGUCGUUCUCGGUCGGCCACGGCGUCGCGCACCGCCCGAGGAGCCUGCGCCAGCACCGCUUCGGCGCCUACGUCCCGCCCGUGUCGCAGAGCGGCGGCGUCGACUUUGCGCAGCUCGCGCAGCAGGCCAGGCGCCAGAGCUCGAUGGCGCACGAGGGCGCCAUCGAGGGCCACGAGGACGACAUCACGAUGGGCCCGACGACGCCGUCGGCCGAGCGUCGGCUGCGCAAGCCGUCCCUCGCCGACGGCCUCCCUCCUCCUCCGCCCAUGCCGUCGCUCCCGCAGCUCGGCAACGACCACGGCGUCGCGGUGUCGGCCAAGAGCUUCCUGGCGGGCGCUCGCGCCGGCCGGCGCAAGCAGUCGAUCGCGCCGCCGGCGGCCCUCGUCCUCAAGCAGCACACGAGCGACGGCGGCAGCAGCGUCCUCUCGCCGUCGCUGGCAAAGGCGACGGCGCCGCCGACCCACCGCUCGCCGCUCGGCGGCGGACCGAGGCGCGCGAGUGACGUGUUCGGCCCGGCGGGCGACUUGCGCACGCCGACCAAGGCGUCGCGCGACGCUCGGACCCCGACUCGCCCGCACGCCUCGACGCCACCGCCGUCGCUCCCGCUGCCGAGCCUGCCCGGCUCGGGACCCGAGUCGCCAGCCCUCGACGCGGGCGGCGUGCGUCGUCGCUCGGGCUCGUCGUCCGGCUCGUCCUUCGUCGGCGGGCGCGCCGACUCGGACGUCGACGAGGACGCCGACGACUCGGAGGUCGAUCCCGAGGUCGAGGACGUGCAGAACGCGUCGAUCUGGAUGGCGCAGGCGCAGAAGCCGCCGUCGGCGCCGAGGCAGCAAGUGAGCCACUGGAGCGAGACGGACGACGACGACGACGAGCCAGAGUCGGUCGACAGCGAGUGUCAGACGAGCUGGUGCAAGGUACCGGACGCGGCGACGACGUCGGAGGAGGGCGAGGCCUGAGGGGCAGGAGGGGGCCGCGAGCUCAGCUGGACUGGGUGGCGCGGCGAGGAGGCGGACGGCCUCGCUCUCGGUGCUGUACCUAGCUCUCUCAUGUGUAGCUUUCUCUCCGCAUCGUUCUUGUGCAUCAUCUAUCUAUUCAUCGCA
Rhodotorula graminis WP1 is the source of this 3187-nucleotide messenger RNA. RefSeq lists its product as uncharacterized. Lineage: Eukaryota; Fungi; Basidiomycota; Microbotryomycetes; Sporidiobolales; Sporidiobolaceae. The transcript is spliced from 3 exons. Bases 56 to 3043 code for a protein of 995 amino acids. The record is from RefSeq and is a predicted model, not a curated record.